AUGAUGAAAUCUGACAACAGAAAUGGUGGGUUCAAAACCAAGAGCGCCUCGAGGUCGACCAAAACAACCGUGACCACUGCAGGGAUCACCGGCAAAAUUGUGGACAAGAGGUUAAGAGUUGCGGCCUUUAAACGCGUGGAGAAAUCAUUACCACUAAUGACCAACGACAAAAAUUCUCGCAGGCUGCCGGGGGCUGCAGCCGUCUCCGCCGCCUCUGCAAAUGCCGCUGGUAAGUCGGCAACCAGCGACGACAAGUUGAACGAUACGCGACUCAACGUAUUCGAACCUACGUGGACUGUUGAAAAUUACAUGAUGUUAUUGCGCGAGAGUCUGAUGAAAGAAUGCCAAUCGCAUUUGAACUACAGUUGUCGUGAUGCCGUAGUACAGUUUACGACUUCUGCAGUGCCAGGACUUGAAGAGGACGCGGUUGCGGCGUUGGUGAAACGGGCGACGGACGCGAUACAGACCAAGAGAAUAUUUUCAAUACAUGGGUAUUAUCCAAUAAUAGCAGAGGAGCUCAAAAAAAGAGGAUGGGUUGAAAAAAAAAACCCAGAUUUCAAAUCAUUGAAUUAUGAAUAUUUAUUUACUACAUUAACUUUAACAAACAGUCGUUCAACGUGUAAUGUCAAAUCACCGCCUUCGUUAACUUCAACAACAGUGGAAUCUUUAAUUAAUGAAAAUAUAGAAAACUCAUAUUUGUGGUUGAUACUUAAAGACAUUAUCCCUAAUUACGUAUUUACUACAAACCGAUAUGAUAUUAGUUGUAUUAAAAUUAACAACAUAACAAUAUUUAGUCAAUUAAAUAAUUUGAGUUUUUGCACUAAAGUUGGAUUGGCUGGAACAGUUAAAACGAUAUCAAAAAAAUUAAAUGUAAAAUUCCCAAGAACCUAUAAUAUUUCAGACACAAGGACAAUGGAUUUUUUUAUAAAAGAUUAUAGACUAACAGCUUUAUUGGGUUCCUUGAAGAACAUCCUUAGUUCAAAAAAUUCACAAAGAAAAAUGUUUAGUGAAAACGGAACUAUUCCAUACGAAAUGAUUGACUUCAUUGAACAACGUUGUUGGGAAUUCGUGCACGCUUAUCAAACCAAAGAAGAAAGCGAUAUGCUAUGGUUUACAACAAUAUUAGAAGAUUGCUGGAGCAAAUUUAUGGCUUGGUAUUAUGAAAUUAUAGAAGAACUUGCUACCAUUCGUGUUUGUAACUUGUUUCAAAUUAAUGAUAUUUAUGAGCGAUUUGACGGUUUGGAACGUAAAAUUAAAACAUUUUGUCCACAAUUUUUUAUUGACGGCGAUACAAAUCUGUGGAUUAUAAAACCAUCUAAUCGUUGUUCCGGUAUAGGAAUAACAUUGGAGAGACGUUUCAAUAAUAUUUUGAAAACAAUUAAAGAACCCAACAAAUUGAAUAAAACGUACAUUGUACAAAAAUAUAUUGAAAGACCAUUGCUGAUUUUUAAUGUCAAAGCAGAUCUGAGACAAUAUUUUUUGGUUACAAACGCAUAUCCUAUACAAAUAUGGAUGUACAAAGAAGGGUAUAUACGAUUUUGUUCCAAGAAAUUUACAGUUCAAGACUUAGGUGAAGAAGUUCAUCUAAGCAAUGUUCGAGUCCAAUCAAUCAAUAGAAGAUAUAGAGUAUCCAAUGUACCGGAGGAAUGUAUGUGGGAUUUUACACAGUUUAAAGAAUAUCUGAAAUCAAUUAAGAAAGGCGACAAGUGGCAUACAUCAAUUUAUCCUACAAUCUGUGAAACAAUAUCGACAAUCCUCAUUAAGUCUUUUAAACGGGACGCCAGGAAAAUGUUUGCUUUUCAAUUGUUUGGAGCAGAUUUUAUAUUAACAGAACAUUUUGAACCAUGGUUAAUAGAAAUUAAUAGUAAUCCUGGCUUGAAUCCAACUACAAGUAUCAUUGCAAGAAUUGCUACGACGUUGUUAAAAGAUAUUAUCAAAGUUACGGUGGAUUUCCCACUUAAUUCAAAUGCAGAAACUGGACUUUUUGAGAACAUUUACUCUAACACACUUGUAAAACAUUGCAACACGGAGAAAAACAUUACAAAAGAAUAUUAUUACUACCAGUCACCCAAAAAAACAAAACAAUUAAAUAAACAAAGCCACAAAGGUAUUGAACAGAGUAAAAAGAAAAUUGCGAAAUGA
Melanaphis sacchari is the source of this 2142-nucleotide messenger RNA. RefSeq names its product tubulin glycylase 3A-like. Gene Ontology annotation, cellular component: cilium. Gene Ontology annotation, molecular function: metal ion binding; protein-glycine ligase activity, initiating; ATP binding. The record is from RefSeq and is a predicted model, not a curated record. Lineage: Eukaryota; Metazoa; Arthropoda; Insecta; Hemiptera; Aphididae. Gene Ontology annotation, biological process: cilium movement; protein polyglycylation; cilium assembly.